Messenger RNA from Lathyrus sativus (Indian pea), 1593 nucleotides. The record is from the annotation of a GenBank genome assembly. NCBI's taxonomy places the organism in Eukaryota, Viridiplantae, Streptophyta, Magnoliopsida, Fabales, Fabaceae.
AUGGUAGCAAUGUCAUCUCUUCUUGUCAAUGGAAUUCCCCAAUUUCUUCCACAACCCACAUCACAAGUUGUGAAAGGCUCUUCCGUUCAGGUAAAACUUAAUCCCAAUUCUAUCAAAUUAAGAGCUUCAGCUUUCAAGGUUAGGGCAAACAGUUAUGAAGAUGAUCAAGUUGACAACUUCCUGAGAAGGGAUUAUAAGUGGGGAUUUAAUCAAGAAAUUGACUCAUUUUCGUUACCCAAUGGCUUAUCCGAGCAAACUGUUAGGUUAAUAUCUGCAAGAAAAAAUGAGCCUGAUUGGAUGCUUGACUUUAGACUUAAAGCAUAUCACAAGUUUUUGAAGAUGAAAGACCCAAACUGGUCUGACAAUAAAUACCCAAAAAUUAAUUUUCAAGAUCUCUGUUAUUACUCCGAGCCUAAGAAGAAGCCAACUUCGAAUAGUGUUGAUGAGCCUGCACCUAAGCUACUCGCCUACUUUGAUAGGCUUGGUGUUCCUCUCUUAGAAAACAAAAGCGCUAAUGUAGCGGUAGAUAUUGUUUGUGAUAGUGUUUCGAUUGCAACGACUCAUAAGAAGACUUUGGAGGAAAAAUCUGGCGUCAUAUUCUGUGCUAUAUCCGAAGCUGUAAGGGAGUAUCCAGAUUUGGUUAAGAAAUAUUUAGGAAAGGUUGUCCCUUAUGAUGAUAACUUUUAUGCAGCCUUGAAUUCUGCUGUGCAUGGUGAUGGGACGUUUGUAUAUAUUCCCAAGAAUGUCAAGUGUCCAAUGCAAAUAUCAACAUAUUUUAGGAUUAAUGCAAAAGAGUUAGGUCAGUUUGAAAGGACAUUGAUUGUCGCAGAAGAGGGUAGUUUUGUGGAGUACUUGGAAGGGUGUACUGCACCCAUUUACGAUACUAAUCAGUUACACGCAGCAGUAGUUGAAUUAUAUUGUCAUGAAGGAGCAGAGAUUAAAUAUCUGACAAAGCAGGAUUGGUAUGCUGGUGACGAGCAUGGGAAAGGUGGGAUAUAUAACUUUGUCACCAAGAGGGGACUUUGUGCUGGGGUCAGAUCAAAGAUAUCUUGGACACAGGUGGAAAUAGGAUCAGCAAUUACAUGGAAGUAUCCAAGUGUUGUUCUAGAGGGUGAUGAAUCGGUAGGGGAGUUUCAUUCAGUAGCACUGACUAAUAACUAUCAGCAGGCAGAUACAGGGACAAAGAUGUUACAUAAGGGAAAGAAUACUAGGAGUAGAAUCAUAUCUAAAGGUAUUUCUGCUAGGCAUUCCAGAAAUUGUUAUAGAGGACUUGUGCAGGUAAUGUCAGGUGCAGACGGAGCUAAAAGCUCCUCACAGUGUGAUUCCAUGCUUGUAGGAGAUACUGCAGCUGCAAAUACCUACCCAUACAUUCAGUCUAAGAAUCCUUCUGCUCAGAUUGAACAUGAAGCUACAACAUCAAAAAUCGGUGAAGAUCAGUUGUUUUACUUUCAACAGAGAGGAAUUGACUAUGAGAAUGCCAUGUCGGCUAUGAUAGUAGGAUUCUGUAGAGAUGUAAUCGAUGAUCUUCCAUAUGAAUUUGCUUCUGAAACAAAACAGUUGUUGAGCUUGAAACUAAAAGGAUCUGUUGGUUAG